CCACAUUUCAGGCUUAGCAUCCUGAGCAAGUUUGCAGAGGGACCAAGGCCGUUCAUUCCCUGUGCCAGCAGAGAAGCACACAACCAGUUUUGCUGUCUGUAAGCCUGCAGUAUUUCCUGGUUCAGUGCAAGUUAAAAGUUUAGGACAGCCCUAAGUUCAGGAAUGAAUUGAGUAAUACUUUGAGUAUGGUCUCUCUCACCCUCCUUCAUUCAAGGACAGCCACUCUCUCAAUAUAGGAGAUUACCCAAGACUACAGUUCUUGUUCUUAAAACAGAAGAUCAAACAAAAGCAGAUGAAGGGAGAGGCAUUUACCACACUGAACUGUUACUUGGCAUUCAGAAAUGUGUUCAUAACCUGCCUAUGUUGCUGGCAGGGGAGUCUGCCAGAAGACACCAGCUCCAUAGCCAUUAGAAGUGGUACUGCAGGGGAUACACUGAUGGGUUUCUCAUCCUUCUUGUCUGUGUCUGAUAAUGAUGAGAUAACCUGUGUUUACUUCAGAGAAAGACUCUACUGGCAGUUGUGGCAGGAUACAGAGUCACUCAGACCUUCAAAAUGAGAGAAAUUAUGCCUUUGCCAGAAAAGGAGCUACUGAGAAUCCCUGUGGCCCAGCUGAUCUCAAGCAGUGCAUUUUAUUGGAGCACAAAGCAGAAAAAACACUAGAGAACUUGGAGAUGGCAGGCAGCCAAAAAUAAGAGACUUCGGGAUAACCAAAUCCUGCCCACAGCAACCUUUUUUCCCAUCUUGGGAUUGUCUCUCACUGGCCAUUUUCAGAAGCUUCCUGGAACACAAUGUUAAAAAGUCUCAGUCUCCAACCUAUUUUCCCUGCAUCACAGCAGUGUUACCUGCUUCACAGCCUUCUGGGCCUUUUGUCAUUUCUAGCUCUGCUGCAGGCUUCGGCCUGACCAUCCGUGGUUACAAAUUCCCCAGCAGGAAUAGGCUUCCUCUCAAGAAAGGAAGGCUGCCACUCGGAUAAAGACAAACACCUGCUGGCUGUCCUGCCUGCUCCUCCUUCUCUUGGCCCACUGCUUUAGUAAGCCCACAACACGCAUAAGAGGGCAGCAAACAAAACAGCCAUGGUCACUGCCAGAAGGGCCAGUGUCAGUCCUGGUUCUUUGAUGUCAAAGAUGCAGGUGUUUUCUGGUUCUUUUUACCCUGUUAAGCAGUAAGAAGUGCUUUGGCAUAAGAUUUUGCUUAUAAGAAAAAAAUAAUUGGAGUUUGAGAAAUGAAGCUCAUCUGUACUGGUAAUUUAUUGCAAGGGAAGUGAGAAUGUGGAUCCCAGGUACUCUUUUCCAAGUGCAUAAUUAUCAUGUCUUGGGAUGGGGUCACCUCUUCCACUUUAAGAACAGAUUAUACUGCACCCUUCAUUUAAUUUGCACGGAAGGUGUUGAUAUGGAAAGCUGGCAGAGGAUAGCUGGUGUGCUUUCAGUUCCCAUGUCAGCUCACUUAGCAGUAGCUUCCUUGUGUCAACAUAUCUCAAAUAUUUAUGACUUAAAGGAAAAACUUUGCAGGUCCAGAAAUCUCCUCCCAGCCCAAGGAGGCAGAAAAACACUGCUCGAAUUUAUCAUUUGCCACCUGCCACCAUGACGUCAGCUCAGGGCUGAGCUCUUUACCUGUGGCUGGGACCUUAAAUGAGCUGACGCCAGAAGAGAAAGGCACUUUCUCUUAGGCUUAGCAGCAAGUGGCAGCAGCAACAGGAGCGGCAAUGAGGCGUUCUGUGUUCCUCGCUGUGUGGCUCAGCCUGGUGUUGAGCCUUUUGAAAGAAACCACUGCUACAACAUCUGCUACCACUCCCGUGUCGGCAACAACAAACACUGCAGAAACCACUGCUACAACAUCUGCUACCACUCCCGUGUCGGCAACAACAAACACUGCAGCCACUGGUACAACAUCUGCUACCACUGUCGUGCCGACAACGACAAGCACUGCAGAAACCACUGCUACAACAUCUGCUACCACUCCCGUGUCGGCAACGACAAACACUGCAGAAACCACUGCUACAACAUCUGCUACCACUCCCGUGUCGGCAACGACAAACACUGCAGAAACCACUGCUACAACAUCUGCUACCACUGUCGUGCCGACAACGACAAGCACUGCAGUGGACUUCUGCCGUGAAUAUCCUUGUGGAAGAAAUUUGGCUACAUGCAUUUCCUUACAAAGCAACUAUACCUGUGAGUGCCAAUAUGGAUUCUACUACAGCGAUAAGAAUUGUUACAGAGGGAAAGUAUACCCAGCGACCAUUGGAGUGAGUGCAUCUUACAGUGAUAGUCUUCAAACAGUAAAUUCCACGGAGUAUGAGCAGGUGUUCAACAGUGUAGCAGCAUUUUUUAAGACGGCCUUCGACAAUCUAACAGGCUACAUACAAACUGUCAUCGUGGAAAUUCAACCUCCAAAAGAAAGCAGAAAUUCUGCUCCAGUGAAUGUAACAGUGACAAACCUGUUCACGUGGAACUCAACUGUAAAUGAGGCCUCAGUUAAUUCUGCAGUACAACAUGCAAUAAACAGUGGAGGAGAGUCAUAUGUCCGUACUUACGAAGAGACAACAUCUUGUGCUGUUUAUCAAUGUGAUACUCAAACCACGGUGUGUGAAGGGAACAUGUUUCCAGAAUGCAAAUGCAAACUUGGUUUAGAAAAGACAGAAUGGGAUGAUCGUUCUUGUUCAGCUUGCAGUAAAAACUGUACUGCAGAGGCACACAAGUACUGCGUAAAAGAAAAAAUGGGUCCAGUAUGCAGAUGUAUGACUAACUUUAAACAGGAGGAUGGAAACUGUGUGGCUUGUCCAGUGGGCUACUCUGGGGAGGAUUGCAGGGACAAUACUGAACUCAUCCUUAUAAUCGUGGGCACAGUGUUUGGAGCCGUUAUCCUGAGUUUAGUGAUAGCAGUCUCUAUUAUUUCAGUCAGAGCAAAAGGAAAACGAAAUCCAGAGAAGAGGAGCCUGAUACAGCCAGAGUAUUCCAACACAAAUAGAUCUGAUGACAGACCGGGCAUGUUCCCCAGGGUCCAGACCACUUCUGGCCAUGCAAACCCAGGAUAUCAGUCAAACAACCCCUAUGAGAUGCGUUCCACAAAUAGAGGUCAUUUUCCAGAGAGGGAUUAUGAUGAUUUGUACGAAAUAUCACGGGAGCCUAGGGGCUUUAGGAUGCAGAGCAGAUAUUGAGCAACCAGAGCAGUAGAAGGAUGGACGACCACCACAACACUGGCUCAAGAGCAAAGAGUUUCACAGCCUCUCACCAAUGCAGUUACUUCAGCAGAAGAGACAACAACGUCCUUAACCCCAGAUUCUCUCAAGAUUUCCUAGAGGAAGACUCCUGCUUGAAAGAUGUCAUGGACAACUUUGAAAUAAGGGAAAAAUGUAAGAGAGUAGGGAGAAGAAGAGAACUUCUUUUAAAAGAACUAAUGUGCUCCAAUAAACAUUAGACUUCUUCAAUGAGGACAGUACAUUGGCAAGAGAGUGAAUGCAGACAAGAUAAAGGAUUUUAACCCUGCUGGUUUUCAGUUCUUCUGGAAGAUGGUCCAGGCAAUAUAUGUGAUGCUGAAAAAAUGUCAGUACCCAGAACUUUGCUUGGAUUUGUGCUCACUCAGUUUGAACUAUGGCUUUGGGCAGAUGGAAACUGUUUUUCAUGAGAACCUGACCUGUUUCACUUUACUGUAUCAGAUACAGGUUUUUUCACCUUCCUCAACCCCCAAGUAUUUCCCAUCUGAAAGCAUUCUGUUCAGAUCUCUGCUGAUCUGUGUUGUGUGAGACAAUGGGACUUGUCUGACCUUUUCCACAGCCUUCCUUCCCAAUACAAUGACAAGAUACAAUAUCUUCAAACAAACACUAUUCUUCUUCAUCUUGCAAAACUGCAUCGAUUUUACAUUUUUAGCUCCUGUGGAAAGUGUUAGCAUUUUUUUUUCUCUUGCAGUUUUUAUGUUUGAAUGAUCAUAAGCUUAGUGUUUGGGGUUUUUUAAAUUUCUUACAUAAAUCUGUCUGUAAAAGAAUUUACAUUUUAGUGUAUUUUACUGAGUGUGCAUCAUCUGUUGACUGGCAUUAACAUUAUACUUAUAAAAAAUACUUAUAUUCACAUAUAUGUACAUAUAUUUAUAGAUUACAAUCAUUUAAAGCAUCGUUUAAUUCUGUUCUAUUUUGUGGUUUGGUUUUUAUAUAAGCAGAUUAAGUUUUCCUAUUAAACAUUAUUUUUUCUCAGUA
This is a messenger RNA of Corvus hawaiiensis (hawaiian crow), 4189 nucleotides long. It is a transcript of the gene MUC13, whose product is annotated as mucin 13, cell surface associated. The record is from RefSeq and is a predicted model, not a curated record. The transcript has 17 exons. Bases 1703 to 3157 code for a protein of 484 amino acids. Lineage: Eukaryota; Metazoa; Chordata; Aves; Passeriformes; Corvidae.